GGAGAGGAGAGUGAGUCCGGGGGUGGCUGUCCUUGUCUUCUUCUAGGUUUAGGGUUUCGGCGGCCAUGGCGACGACGCAGCAGCGGCAACAGCAACAGGCAGCGGGAGGCUCGAAGAGGAAGCCGGUGUUCACGAAGGUGGAUCAGCUGAAGCCCGGGACGACCGGGCACACCCUCACGGCGAAGGUGCUCACAUCCAAGACCGUCCUCCACAAGGGCCGGGCCGGGGCUGCUGCCGCUGACCUUCGCCCCAUCAUGAUUUCCGAGUGCCUCAUCGGCGACGAGACCGGUGCCAUCGUCUUCACCGCUCGCAACGAGCAGGUUGAGUUGAUGAAACCGGGCACCACCGUAAUACUCCGCAACUCAAAGAUUGACAUGUUCAAGGGUUCAAUGAGACUGGCUGUUGACAAGUGGGGACGCGUUGAGGUCACCGAGCCCGCUAGCUUCACAGUGAAAGAGGACAACAAUUUAUCUAUUGUCGAGUAUGAGCUAGUGAAUGUCGCGGAAGAGUGAAACUCUAAAACCUGCAUCGAAGAAUCAUCAGUAACUUCUUACUCCUCUCCUGCUGAUUGAUUGGACUGUGCAGGGUGUCAAAGCAAGUGUUUCCAAUUAGUUAUGUUAUUGCUGAUGAAGCUAGUGAUGGUUUCAACCUUGCAAGAGUCGAGGCCUGACUAAGGUUGUUGCUCCAUCAGUCUGUUCAGUUGAUUGACUUAAAGUAACUUAGCUGAUAUUACUAUUGUCUGAUGCAUAUAUUAGAAUUUAAACUCAGAACAAGAUUUUUAUUA
This is a messenger RNA of Musa acuminata AAA Group (dessert banana), 784 nucleotides long. RefSeq lists its product as uncharacterized. The record is from RefSeq and is a predicted model, not a curated record. NCBI's taxonomy places the organism in Eukaryota, Viridiplantae, Streptophyta, Magnoliopsida, Zingiberales, Musaceae. The transcript is spliced from 2 exons. The coding region runs from base 66 to 512 and encodes 148 amino acids.